Molecule: messenger RNA, 2218 nt
Organism: Brassica oleracea var. oleracea
Lineage: Eukaryota; Viridiplantae; Streptophyta; Magnoliopsida; Brassicales; Brassicaceae
Product: tropinone reductase homolog At2g29300-like
Exons: 9
Coding region: 1176-1967 (263 amino acids)
Molecular function (GO): oxidoreductase activity
Source: RefSeq, a predicted model, not a curated record
AAAGAUGGAUAAAAGGUGGAGUCUUCAAGGCAUGCCAUCGUAGAUGAAUUAUCUGCUUUUGGAGCUAGAAUCCAUGUAUGCGACAUAUCUGAAACACUGCUCAGUCAAAGCUUAAGUGAAUGGGAAAAGAAAGGGUUUCAAGUGAGUGGCUCAGUCUGUGAUGUAACCUCGCGUCCCGAGAGAGAAACAUUAAUACAAACUGUCUCCUCAUUGUUCGAUGGCAAACUCAACAUUCUUGUAAACAAUGUGGGCGGACUUCGUGAAAAACCAACAACAGAAUAUGGGUCAGACGAUUUCACUUUCCAUAUCUUAAUAAAUGUGGAAGCUGCUUUCCAUUUUUGUCAGCUUUCACUUCCUCUCCUAUAGGCUUAUGGAUUUGGAAGCAUUGUCUUCACUUCAUCUGUUGCUGGGGUUGUAUCAUUUUCUUGUGGAUAUCCCUUUAUGGUCUAGCACAAAGGAGCUCUGAACCAGUUAGCAAGAAAUUUGGCAUGUGAAUGGGCAAAAGACGGCAUAAGAGCCAACGCUGUUGCCCCUAAUUCUAUCAGGACUCCUUUGUCUCAACAAUUUUAAGGAGGCAUUUUUCAGUAGAACUCCACUUGGUCGCAUUGGAGAACCAAAUGAGGUUGCUUCACUAGUGGCAUUCUUGUGUCUACCUGCAGCUUCCUAUAUUACUGGUCAACCCAUUUGUGUUGAGGUUUCUCCUAUCAACCAUAUGCUUGAGAAUGGCCUUGCCGCUUGUUAUAAAACCGUUUUAAGAAACGAAAAAAAAAAACUGUCUUUAAAAGUGUCCGUUAUCUAAUAAAAAUUCUCACGCUGUGAGUUUAUGCACAAAAAUAUAAACGAGUUUGCUUUGCCAUUGUGGAGAUGCUAAUCUUGUGGUAUAAUAGUGAGAAUCUUAGCGACCACGCACGGCUCUUUCAAUUUUGUGGUAAUAGUGGUAAUACAAUCGUAAAAAUCUUUGAAACAAUUAAAUUUAAGCUCAGAACUAAGCCUUUACAUGUUCAACUCAUCACGUGCGAAUGAAGUUAGUUUUGAAAGAGACAAAUGCCUGUCUCUUUUGGUAGAAGAUUUUGAUUUAAAAGCCAAUUUGGCCUUGGACACUAGCUUAGAUAUUUUAGUCAUAUUCUCUCUUACGCAUGACAUUUCCACCACACAAACAAACGUAAUCAUUAAUUAUGGUUUACUACUUAUCUCAGCCAACAUUUAUCGUAUGUAUAUUAUAUAGACCUACAAGUAAUGUAUAUUAUCUUUGGCAUUUCUGGUCAUUGCUAAUCACAAAACAAAAACAAAGAAUGGAUAAAAGAUGGAGUCUUCAAGGUAUGUCUGCUCUUGUAACCGGUGGAGCCAGCGGAAUCGGGUAUGCCAUAGUAGAGGAAUUAGCUAAUUUUGGAGCGAAAAUCCACGUACGUGACAUAUCUGAAACUCUGCUCAAUCAAAGUUUAAAUGAGUGGGAAAAGAAAGGGUUUCAAGUCAAAGGCUCUGUCUGUGAUGUAACCUCACGUUCUGAGAGAGAAACAUUGAUACAAAAUGUCUCCUCCCUGUUCGAUGGUAAACUCAACAUUCUUGUAAAUAACGUGGGAGUACUUCGAGGAAAGCCAACAAUAGAAUAUGUGGCAGAAGAUUUUGCUUACCAUAGCUCAACAAACUUGGAAGCUGCUUUCCAUUUUUGCCAGCUUUCACAUCCACUCUUAAAGGCUUCAGGUUAUGGAAGCAUCUUCUUCUUGUCUUCUGUUGCAGGAGUUGUAUCAUUUGAGUAUGGAUCCAUUUACGGUGUAACCAAAGGAUCUCUGAACCAGCUAGCGAGAAAUUUGGCAUGUGAAUGGGCAAAAGACGGCAUAAGAGCCGUUGCACCUAAUGUUGUCAAGACUCGACAGUCUCAUAUCUUGAGGACGUCAGUUUCAAGGAAGAAUUGUUCUGUAGAACUCCACUUGGUCGUGCUGGAGAGCCGAAUGAAGUUGCAUCGCUAGUGGUCUUCUUGUGUCUACCUGCAGCUUCCUACAUCACUGGUCAAACCAUUUGUGUUGAUGGAGGCCUCACAGUUAACGGUUUCUCCUAUCAGUCACGGGCUUGAGAAUGGCCUUUUAAACUUGAAUAAAAAUCUCACGAUGUGAGUGUGUAUACGAAAACAUAAACUUUUUCGCAGUUCCAUUAGUUUAUUUUCUUCAAAAAAUAGAGAAGCAUGCUUAAUUACUGAUCCUUUUAAUGAUUUUCAAAUUUA